Aspergillus steynii IBT 23096 is the source of this 420-nucleotide messenger RNA. Its product is annotated as YjgF-like protein. The transcript has a single exon. NCBI's taxonomy places the organism in Eukaryota, Fungi, Ascomycota, Eurotiomycetes, Eurotiales, Aspergillaceae. Bases 1 to 420 code for a protein of 139 amino acids. Gene Ontology annotation, molecular function: deaminase activity. Gene Ontology annotation, cellular component: cytosol. The record is from RefSeq and is a predicted model, not a curated record.
AUGUCCUCAAUCACAUACCAAAACCUCCCCGGUCCAGUAGGCGACUGCCUCAAACCUCUCUACGCAACAACCGCCAAAGUCCCGGUCUCGCCGACUACUUCCCUUAUCUAUAUCACCGGCCACAUUGGCCUCGAUCUCGCGACCGGAAGUCUAGUCUCCGAGACGCCUGAGGCCGAGUUCGAAGCCAUUUUCAAGUGUCUUGACGCAGCGUUGAAGCAUGCUGGAGCUGCGCGCGGCUUAGCACAGAGCUAUCGACUCACGAGUUAUCUCGUCAAUGCGGAGGACGAGAAGACCAUGCAGGAGGUCUUUCAGAGACUUGUUCCUGGGCAUACGCCAACUUGGUGUACGGUGCUUGUUAAUGCGAUCAAUGUCAAGGGGAUGAGGGCGGAGAUUACAGCUGAGGGUGCAGCUUUUGAGUGA